CUUUAUUUUCCCGCGCUGCGCGUGUUCGCGCUCGUCUUCUGCUGCAGCGAGUGGCGUUCGUGACGUCAUCCUGCUGGAGCGGCUGCUGGACACGGGCGGAAAAAGGACACAGAUCUGCGAGGACAAAAGGUUGGAACUCCAAGGAAGACCAGAAGAGAAAGAGCACCAGAAAGAGACAUAAGAGUAGUCAAGGACUUAUUGAAGAACAAAUUCAAGAAAGUGUACAUUGUGACUUAGAAGGAGAAUGUGUGAUGAUCCUUCCUCAGCCCCUACAAAACCCAGCUUAUCCGAGAUGAGUGGUCCUCUGUGGUGCCCAACCACUGUACCUGCCUGCUCUUGGCAGUGCUUGGUGACGUGAGCAGAUUGCUCCAUCCUGGCAGCCACGGGAGCUUGGAAUGGCCUCUUUGGACCUCCCGUACCGCUGUCCUCGCUGUGGGGAACACAAGCGCUUUCGAAGCCUGUCCUCUCUGCGUGCCCAUCUGGAGUACAACCACACCUACGAGACCUUGUAUGUGCUUUCCAAAUCCAACAGCGUUUGCGAUGCCGCUGCGCUAAUCCCCCUAGUGGCCGACGGUGCCCUCGCUGCCGAAUCUCGUUUUCCAUACCGCGAGCUUCCCUGCCCUGGUGAAGAGCUUGGCCUUGCCCACUCCUCUACUGCUUGCUACUUGCCCAAUGUAGAGUUUCCCCUGGGCGAGAUCAUAGUGAAGACAGCCAUGAGCUCCAGUGAUGCCUUGACCUCCACUGCGAACAACGCUGUCGCGGUGGCUGCUAAUGUGGCUGCCAGCGCGAUGGAAGCGGCUUAUGAGGAGGGCCUGGCUAGGUUAAAAGCUCGAGCUUUUGAGAGGUUAGAGCUGGAUGAGAGGCUGGAGAAGCUGUCGGAGGAGGUGGAGCAGAAGAUAGCAUCACGUGUCGGCCGUCUGCAGGUAGAGCUGGAGAGGAAAAGCUCAGAGCUGGAAAAGGCCAAGCUGGAAAGUGAAAGGCUUAGUCAGGAGAAACAAGACUUAGAGGACAAGGCCACUGAGCUUUCACGGCAGGUGGAUGUUUCUGUGGAGAUGCUAGCCAACCUUAAGCAGGAUCUAGUUAACAAGGAACAAGAGCUGUCACACAAACAACAAGAGGUGGCCCAGAUUGACCAGUUCCUGCAGGAAACAGCUGUACGUGAAGCCAAUGCAAAAAUGCGUCUUCAGCAGUUCAUCGAGGAGCUGUUGGACCGGGCAGACCGCGCUGAAAAACAGCUCCAGAUUAUUAGCAGCUGUGCCACCACCCCAAAUGGCAGUCUGGGACACUGUAGCCUUCAGGGAUCCAAACCCAAUUUUCGACAGAGAAAUUCCAUUGUCUCUGGGGUAUCGAGGGGAAUGUACCAAGUUUCUGAUAGACGUUCCUCGCCAAGCACUGCAGCAUCAAGACAAGUAAAGUCUGUGUCUCAAGGCUCAGGAGGUUAUGACAGUGACAAUGUGGACUUCCAAGCUCUGGAGGACUGCCCUGAUGCUCAGUACUUCCACGUCCAGUGCCGACUUGGGUUGGGAGGUGGAGGAGGUUACGAAAGGGCAGCUGCUUCCCAGAGCUGGGGUCUCCGCAAACAGGCCAUCCAGAACUGGCAGCGCCGGCCAUACCGGAACAGCACGGAGGGAGAGGAGGGCGAUGUAUCCGAUGUGGGCUCCCGCACCACAGAGUCCGAAGCAGACUUGUGGGAGCAAGACAAGCGAGCAGACUGCCAGCAGCACAGGGGAAGCCGUGGAGGAUACAGACAAGCUACAGGUCAUUCUGAAAGGGGGUACAAGCCUUGCCGCCAUGAGAAAAGUCCCUCUAAAUUCAGUGAGGUGAUCAGUCCUGAGGUGCUAAAGAUUCGAGCUGCUCUGUUCUGCAUCUUCACCUACCUAGACACUAAGACACUCCUGCGGGCAGCCGAGGUGUGCCGGGAUUGGAAGUUUGUGGCACGUCAUCCAGCAGUGUGGACCAGAGUGCUGCUGGAGAACGCUCGCAUCUCUUCAAAGUUCUUGUGCACUCUGUCUCAGUGGUGCACACAGACCCAUUCCUUCAUCCUGCAGAACCUCAAACCCAGGCAGAGGGGCAAAAAAGAAACAAAGGAGGAAUAUCUGAAGAGCACACGUGGGAGUCUGGAGGAAGGUCUGGAGGCCUUGCUGAAAGCCACUGGCAGUAAUCUACUCAUUCUGAAAGUAUCUCAUUGUCCUAAUCUAUUGACUGAUCGCUCUUUGUGGUUGGCGAGCUGUUAUUGCCGAGCACUACAAGCUGUCACAUACAGAAGUGCUACUGACCCUGUGGGACAGGAGGUUAUCUGGGCAUUGGGAGCUGGUUGCAGAGACCUAAUUUCACUACAGGUGGCGCCAUUACAUCCAUGUCAGCAGCCAGCACGCUUCAGUAACAGGUGCCUGCAGACCAUUGGCAGAUGCUGGCCACACCUCCGAGCUUUGGGUGUGGGUGGGGCUGGCUGUGGCAUACAGGGAUUGGCCUCUUUGGCAAGGAACUGCAUGAGGCUACAGGUGCUGGAACUGGACCAUGUCAGUGAGAUAAAUCAGGAGGUGGCUGCUGAGAUGUGCAGAGAAGGUCUGAAGGGUCUGGAGAUGCUGGUUCUCACCUCCACUCCUGUAACUCCUAAAGCUUUGCUCCACUUUAACAGUGUGUGUCGUAACCUAAAGUCGAUUGUAGUGCAGAUCGGUAUAGAAGAUUACUUUGAAGACCCCAACAGUCCUGAGGCCAGAAAACUCUUUGACGAAAUGGUGAACAAGUUGCAGGCAUUGAAGAAGAGACCUGGUUUCUCCAAAAUCCUCCAUGUGAAGGCUGAUGGCUUGUGUUAAUGCUGUUGUACUGAGGCCAGAGCCACAUUAAGAUUCUCCUAACAUGAUCGAGUUAUUCUGUCCUCAACGAAAUGAAGAAGAAUCAAACACUUCAGUUUGAACCUAAACACCAGUCUACCAUAUCAAGUUGGGAGCACAUCUGUUAGUGCUUUGACAUGCAAAAACAGGGGUUUAUAAAGAAAGCAUCAACAAUCUCUACAAGAAGGAAUGAACACUUGCACUGGAUGCUGUUCCAGUUAAACAAACACUCGGAAAUACAGUCAAACCUAAUUCAAAACAGAAUACAGAGGCUUUUUCUCCUAAAUGCCAAAUUGUAAUUAGAUCCCAGAGAACAUAUCUCUCUUCAUAGCACAGAGCUGCAGGUGGGAGCAGGCCGGUUGACAUUUUUACGACUUGCAACAUAAAAUCAACAUUAAAAUCCAAAUAGCACAAAUUAAAAUGCACAUUUGAGGCAGGGGUAAAUUAAUAAGAUGUGUUCACAAAUGUGGGUGUGUAUUUGUGUGAUCAACACAAUUGCUUCGCUAAUAUUCAGCAACAGCUGCAAAGAGACAGAUUUAUUCAUUACUUGGCACUUAAGAGCAUUACGCUGUAAACUUGAUGCACCGUUCAGACAUAUAUUACUAGGACCACCUCAGUAUAUCAUAAUCACCAGCUUCAGACAUGGCUUACUGAGACCCUUAUUUAGGGAUGCCGUGUCUCCAUAGAAACAUAUAUUAUUCGCAGCUAUCUUGUGCUCAUAAGUGGGAGUUCAAACAGAAUGAAGAAGCCAAUAAACACAAGAACUUCUCCUCUGGCAAUUUGUUCGCACAUCAGCUUCUUUGCCUCAUUCAUGCCAGACCCUCCAGCAGUUUAGUCAUACUUCCAAGACCAGAGUAACUCUGGCAAAGAGUUGUGGCUCUGAUUUCUGUUCAUGCUGUUGUUCUGUAAUGGGGUUCCAGAUUCGCAAUGCCUUUUCCCAAUGUGCCAUUAGCCAAUCAAUGGAACUUCAAAGGUAAUUAAGUCAUACCAUACCAGGUGUGAACUUAUCAAAAGGUAACAUAAGAGCAAAUUCGUGUGGUGGGGGAAUGGGACAAAUCAAUAUUCAGAUGUUAUGGUGUUGUCAUUCCAAUGUACUUUCACCUCAAAUAUGUAUGUCUAAAUCUCUGUAUCACUGACCGUUCAAACUAUGAUGAUGAACCCAUAUCUUAUAUUGUUUUCUAUGGAACUCAGGCAGGUGCUACUGAGCAGAUCAGAGAAGAUUAACAUCGCUUCCCCUGAUCUGCUCCAGUUAAUAGGACACAUUCAAAUGGGCUAUUUACACCAAGGGCAGUUUUGCAUCCAUCUGCACAAUUGUUUUUCAGUUAUUUUUCUAUGUAAACAUGCGCUAGAUGGGUGUCUUUGACAGUUGUACGGAAUCUCACAGUUUUAGCAGCACUUUUUCGAUGCUGUGAAAAGAGACACUUGCAUUCUAUUCUGUUCUAUUCACGGCACUGCAUCUAGCUUUGUUUAUCGAAAGAAUGCGUUUGGUCUUAGCUGACCCAUAAGUGUUUUAAAUGUAGAUACUGAGAUUUGGACAAUUCUGAGAAUGAGUUCUGAAUGUAGUCACAGCACUAACCAAUAAGGAGGCAUUACAUACGGUAUACAUCUAUGAAGGGACAAAAAUAUUUACAGGUAUUAUAUGAAUCUUUUCAGACUCUGCAAGAACUUCACUUCUUAUGUCUCUACGCCAGAUUUUGGCAUUGGUUUUGUAAAUAGACCUUUAGUUGUCUAAACUAGGAAAGAAGAUAUAAUAAUUGUCAUGAUAGGCCAGUUUAGCCAUGUCAAACUACAAAAUCAAAAGGUCUAGAUAGGAAAUGAUUCUGCACUGCUGAGAUUAAAUUAAUUUUCAUGGUCUUGCUCUCUGUCAGCAUUGUGAAGUUAAAUUGUUCUGUUCAAUAAAUCUCUGCUGUUUUCAAAGGGAAAAGUUUAGAUGUCAACCAAGAUAGAAUUCCAAAAUUUAAGUCUGAUUCUGAGAGCUGACAUUUGUUUUCUAUGAACAAUAAGUGAUAUGAUAUUAAACAGCCUGAUAUAAUACAGCUCCAAUCCAGAAGUAAAAUCAGAUAUUCUAACAUUUUAAUGUAGAAUAGAAAAGACAGAAAAGAGUAUAGUACUUUUGAAACAUGUCAAUAGAAAGAGUUUACUGUUUGAAUGGGGGGUUUCACUAAUAUUAUCUGAUUUCAUUAUUGGCUGCUCUCACGGCUGAAAUCGCCAGGAUUCCUACGACUUUUCUAAAUGUGGCUAAUUUGUAUGAUAUUGUGCGACUGCACUCGCUUGAAUACCUAUGACUUUCACUACAGCCAAUGACGUUGCUAGACAUCGUUUCCAUCUAAUACACAAACAACAGCUUCCUAUCAUGUUUAUACACAUUACUGAUUGAUAAGGUUUAGAAAGGUUUUGGGUAAGGGCAUAAUAUCAGUAAGUAUGUCCUUAACGCUGUCGGCGCUGAACUCAUGCUUACUUCCGCAUUAGACAUUUGGGAAUUUGCACGUGAUGAAGUACAAGUUUUUGUGAACAACAUAGUGCGAUAACAUACAAAAUAGC
Messenger RNA from Xyrauchen texanus (razorback sucker), 5375 nucleotides. RefSeq names its product F-box only protein 41-like. Gene Ontology annotation, molecular function: protein binding. NCBI's taxonomy places the organism in Eukaryota, Metazoa, Chordata, Actinopteri, Cypriniformes, Catostomidae. The record is from RefSeq and is a predicted model, not a curated record. The coding region runs from base 396 to 2816 and encodes 806 amino acids. The transcript has 13 exons.